CGAUCAGUUGAAGACAGCAGAGGGAGGGAUUGUGAAAGCAGAACAAACACUGCCAUGUUCUGUCCUUUUGAGAAGACAAUGCAGAAAUUGGCAUGUCUGCUUCUCUUACUAGUGCUAGGCUGGGCCUGGACCCUCCAUGGGAUCCCUGUGGUCCCAGGACCUCUGGACAUCACACAGGAAAACUUUGUUCUGGAUCAGUUCUUGGGUACAUGGUACGAGGUGGCAGUGGUUUCUACUUGUCCUCAUUACAUGCAGCGCAAGAGGGGAAAACCCAUCGUCAUUGCACUGGAGCUGCAACAUGUUCCCUCUGAGAGCAAAAUCAGCGUGACUGCUUCUACUUUCAGGGAUGGUUGGUGUAAUCAGACCUCCACAAAUUACAGUCUGACUGACACUCCGGGGCGAUUCUUCUACCAUAUCGCCAGACUAAACGCCGAUGUUGAUUCCUGUGUGACUCGGACGAACUACGAUGAGUACGCAAUGAUGACUCUCCUGAGCACAGAGAAGCUAUCAGGAACUAAAACCACCACAUUCAAACUGUACAGUCGAACUACAGAUGUCAAUGCCACUGUACUGGAUGAGUUCAAAACACUUAUUACAACACGGGGUUUGAGUGACGAGAGCAUCAUCAUUAACCGCAAUAAAGGUCAGUGCAUCCCAGACGGUGAUAGGAACCCCUCACAUCCCGGACGACAGACAGACAAGAUGCAGAAAGCAGUGAGACUGGUUUCUCUGCUGGUCUUGGGGUGGGCUUUGACCCUCCAGGGGCUCCCUAUCCUCCCAGAACCUCUCUACGCAACGCAGGAAAACUUUGAUGUGGACCAGAUUUUGGGAACAUGGUACUAUAUUGCCAUGGCAACAACAAAUACCAUUCAUCAUCAUCAUGAAGGUGUUGGCACUGCAAAAUUGGUAAUGGAGCAUAGCAUCACUGAAGGCAAACUCAACAUAACUAUGACUGGAUUCAGCCAUGGAACAUGUAAGGAGAUUUCAGGGGAAUACGAGAUGACCAGCACACCAGGACGAUUUUUGUACCAUGUUCCCAACCGGGGGGUAGAUGUGGAUGUAUAUGUGGUUCACACGAACUACAACGAGUAUGGAAUAGCGAUAAUGAACAGCAUUCAUCAGGGGGACAACAGUACUUCACUUAAGCUUUAUAGCAGAACCACAGGCGUGAGAGCAACUGUGUUGGAAGACUUUAAAACACUUGCCAAAGAACUGGGAAUAAGUAACGACAACAUCAUCAUCACAAAGAACAAAGGUGAUUGUGUUCCUGGACAGCAGAUGGCAGCGCUACAAACUGAGCCCAAGGUUCAGGUGAUGCAGCAAAGGCAGAGGAGGAAUGUGGUCCUUGCUACAGUUGCUGUAGACACUGAUGGUUCUGGUGCUGGUCCAAUGCUGUUCAAUCCAGAGGACUGCAAAGCAACACCAGAUUCAGGUCCAUGUUUUGGACUAUUUCCGCGUUACUACUACAACUCCACCACCAUGACCUGUGACCUCUUCAACUUUGGAGGCUGUAUGGGCAACCACAACAACUUUCUUACAGAGAGAGGGUGUCUGCAGAGAUGUCGCACUGAGGCUGUGUGCCGUCUGCCCAUGGCGGCUAAACCCUGCACUGGGCAGGCUCCUCAUUGGGCCUUUGAUUCCACCAGUGGGCUGUGUGUUCCAUACAAACAAGGUUUCUGCCAGACCAAUGGCAACAAGUUUUACACCAAGGCUGAAUGUGAGGAGUACUGCGGCGUGGUCAAAGACGAUGAUGAGCUUCUGAAGGUGAACUAAGAAGCAGCGCUGCUGAAGAGAAGCCAAAGACAACUCAAAUUAAAUCAAGAGUUAAUCUGUUUCAGUACUCACAAAACAAACAAAGCAUCACACUAAAAACAGCUUUUUACUUUUAACAUUUAUAAAUGGGGCUUCCAGUUCUUCAUGCAGUGUGCAUAAAAACCGACAGGGGGCGAUGUUGCCUUACUUACAGAUGUGUUGUAUGUAACGUACAUACAAUAAAACACAGUGCAGCAGA
Molecule: messenger RNA, 2011 nt
Organism: Thalassophryne amazonica
Lineage: Eukaryota; Metazoa; Chordata; Actinopteri; Batrachoidiformes; Batrachoididae
Gene: ambp
Product: alpha-1-microglobulin/bikunin precursor
Exons: 17
Coding region: 55-1773 (572 amino acids)
Cellular component (GO): plasma membrane; cell surface
Molecular function (GO): serine-type endopeptidase inhibitor activity
Source: RefSeq, a predicted model, not a curated record